Messenger RNA from Necator americanus (New World hookworm), 306 nucleotides. RefSeq lists its product as uncharacterized. Lineage: Eukaryota; Metazoa; Nematoda; Chromadorea; Rhabditida; Ancylostomatidae. The record is from RefSeq and is a predicted model, not a curated record. The transcript is spliced from 3 exons. Bases 1 to 306 code for a protein of 101 amino acids.
AUGGCAACGCCGCCGACUGGGACUACUGCUCCAAGUCCGAGCUCAUCUCGGAGGUUCCCAAGAAAGCGAAGUCGAAGUUAUGGCGAGACCAUACAGUUCUUUGCGUUGAAGACCGCCUUCACCGUGCGAACCCUGGUUACUAUUGUAGUAGCAGCGAUCCCUGGGCAUUCCCGGAGAAUACUCCCUGUUUAUCGUUCCCCAGUGCAAGAAGCGUUUGGACCUCGCCGUGGAGGAUUAUUAUGGCUGGCUGCAGCAGCAGGAAGGACCACCUGUAAAAUCACCGACUUCGAAAUGCACUCCACCUGA